GCGUCGGUGGCGUGUGACGUCGCACCGUCAAGCCAGAGAAGCUGCCGCGGUGGUUGUUUUCCCCUCCGCCGCCGUAGCCGCGCAACGGUCCCCGGGCCUGGGCGAGAUGGAGAGCGCCAGCCAGGAUAUCAACCUUAACUCUCCUAACAAAGGUCUCCUGUCGGAUACCAUGACCGAUGUACCCGUGGACAACCCCAGUGCCGCUGCCAUGGCUGCCCCGUCCAGGACCUUACCCUACAACGGUCUCACCGAAGCCGAGGAAGAAGAACUAAGGUCUGAGCUGAUCAAGGUGGAAGAGGAGAUUGGCACCCUGCGCCAGGUGUUGGCAGCCAAGGAGAGACACUGCGGGGAGCUGAAGAGGAAGCUGGGCCUGACCCCCUUGGAUGACCUGAAGCAAAACCUCUCCAAGAGUUGGCACGACGUCCAGGUUUCUAACGCCUAUAAGAAGACCCAGGAAACGCUCUAUCAGGCCGGGCAGAAGACCUCAGCUGCUCUGUCCAACGUGGGCUCUGCAAUCAGCCGGAAGUUUGGAGAUAUGAGGUAA
Molecule: messenger RNA, 544 nt
Organism: Protobothrops mucrosquamatus (brown spotted pit viper)
Lineage: Eukaryota; Metazoa; Chordata; Lepidosauria; Squamata; Viperidae
Gene: TPD52L2
Product: TPD52 like 2
Exons: 4
Coding region: 107-544 (145 amino acids)
Cellular component (GO): cytoplasm
Source: RefSeq, a predicted model, not a curated record